Messenger RNA from Sus scrofa (pig), 1639 nucleotides. NCBI's taxonomy places the organism in Eukaryota, Metazoa, Chordata, Mammalia, Artiodactyla, Suidae. The record is from RefSeq and is a predicted model, not a curated record.
GGACUUCCUCUUUGAACAGUUGCCUUUUCCUCUCACAGGAGGGAGAACUCAUUUUGUUUGAGACUGGAUAAAGUUGAAAACAAGCCACACAUCAGCGGGAGGGUAUGUUGGCUAAGAAGCCCCCGAAACCAGCCCCUCGAAGGAUCUUCCAAGAAAGAUCAAAGAUUACUGCUCUGCCCUUGUACUUUGAAGGAUUUUUAUUAGUCAAGAGGUCAGAAUACCAGGAGUAUAAACAUUAUUGGACGGAGUUGAGAGGAACUACACUUUUCUUUUACACUGACAAAAAGAGUACAAUAUAUACUGACAAGUUAGACAUAAUAGACCUCACAUGCCUUACUGACCAGAAUUCAACUGAAAAGAAUUGUGCAAAGUUCACCCUUAUUUUGCCAAAAGAGGAAGUGCAAUUGAAGACAGAGAACACAGAAAGUGGGGAAGAAUGGAGAGGCUUCAUCCUCACAGUAACAGAGCUGUCAGUUCCCCUACACGUGUCACUCCUUCCUGGGCAAGUAAUUAGACUGCAUGAAGUCCUAGAGAGAGAAAAGAAAAGGAGGAUUGAGAUGGAGCAGAUAUCAAGUUUCUCCCCAGAAAAAGGGAAGGAACCAACUGAAGAUUAUGUGGAUGUGCUGACCCCUAUGCCAGAAUGUUUUUAUACAGUGUCCCGGAAAGAAGCAACUGAGAUGCUUGAGAAGAACCCUUCCUUGGGAAAUAUGAUCCUGAGGCCGGGUAGUGACAGCAGAAACUACUCCAUCACCAUCCGGCAGGAUAUAGACCUGCCAAGAAUCAAGCACUACAAAGUGAUGAGCGUAGGAAAAAACUAUACUAUUGAAUUGGAAAAACCUGUAACACUCCCAAAUCUUUUCAGUGUCAUUGAAUAUUUUGUGAAGGAGACUCGAGGAAAUUUACGACCAUUUAUAUAUUCAACCACUGCAACUCUUGGUAGGACAAUAAUCAGCCUUUAAAUGUAUCCAUUUGGAAAUCAUUUUGUCACUGACCCUGUGAAAACAAGGGGAGUACUGAUAAAUCCUGGUAGAUGGAAUAUGGGCCCUUUCUAGAAAAAACAAAGAACAAAAAACCCUGAGGUAUGUGACUAUUAACUUCAUUCCAUCAUUGUACUCAACUUUAUCUGACAAGUUUGGUAAGAACAAAACCAUACUGAGUCAUAGAAACCAGACAGGGAAUUUAAAGUUAUGGUCUGUCAACAAUGUCAGAUGCUUGAGACAGAUGAAAAUGGACAAGGAUUAAGAGGACACCAUGAGGACUGGCCACUAGGCAAUAGAUGAUUUAAGAGUGAGGUCUUAUUCCACCAUAAAGGCAGAAGGCAGAGGGCAAUAUGCUAACAAGGAGUGAGUGGGUGGGGAGGAACCACAGAUAAAGAUUGUAGUUAGGAGUUCCUGUAGAAUUUGUGGGGCUGUUUGUUUUUAAGUUACUAAGAAUUUCAAAACAGUGGUAGCAGACCAUUAAACCGAGCACGAGAGCCACGGCAACUGCACAUUCACAUGACCCUGAAGCUGGCCCUAUUUGUAGUCCAGUUUUUGGCAAAGCAGGGCAGGCUGGAUGUGACAGUUUUUCUCCACCCUUUGAAACAAUUCCUGGUACACAUGGUCACCUGACAAGCUGUAAGUAGGACAGAAAAAAAAAA